ACAAAAGUACGCGAAGUUAGAUUUACCAAUCGCGAUAAGCCAAUCAAAUCUUCCAGUUUAAUCAAUGUAUAUUCACGUUGCUAUCUAAGCUUGGUUGUCAGAAAAGGUUAUAACUGCAAUUUGAGUUCCAGAACGAACACGAACGAAACACUAGCGGUACAAAAGUAGCCAUGGGAGACAGAAAAGCUGUGAUCAAGAAUGCUGACAUGUCAGAGGAGAUGCAGCAGGAUGCAGUAGACUGCGCCACCCAGGCCCUCGAGAAAUACAACAUCGAGAAGGACAUAGCUGCCUACAUCAAGAAGGAGUUUGACAAAAAGUACAACCCCACCUGGCAUGCGAUUGUUGGACGCAACUUUGGAAGCUAUGUGACCCACGAAACCAAACAUUUCAUCUACUUCUACCUUGGUCAAGUAGCUAUUCUGCUCUUCAAGUCUGGUUGAGCAUCGGGUACUGAUGUGCCAUCUUGAACAAACAAUGCCAUCACUGCCAGUUUUGUUUUCAAUUAAAGCUCAUAGUUACAGUGAAACGAUUAUUGUUAACAAAUGAAGAGCAAUUUGAAUGUAAAAUGGUGGGCUUAUGUUGAAAACUUGAAAUCAUGCUUAUGUACACAGUGAAAAUGUUAUUCACAAGUCUAUAGUUAGCUGUGCUAUCAUUAUUAUAAUUAUUGAUUCUUAAGUUGCAACAUAUGAAUAGGCUGGAUGUCACAAAUUUGAAAUUGAGUUAUAAAAGACACUGGUCAGAAUGCCAAAGGCUGCUGGCCAAGCUGGUGACGAAUUUGAGAACAAUUGUGUUAACACAAAACUUGUUCAAAAUAAUGUUUUUGUUAUGCCUGUUUCUUUUUUUCUGUACGCAAAUCUGUGAAACAGAUACAAAUAAAUAUGAAAAUCAUUA
Messenger RNA from Dreissena polymorpha, 891 nucleotides. RefSeq names its product dynein light chain 1, cytoplasmic. Gene Ontology annotation, cellular component: dynein complex. Bases 171 to 440 code for a protein of 89 amino acids. NCBI's taxonomy places the organism in Eukaryota, Metazoa, Mollusca, Bivalvia, Myida, Dreissenidae. Gene Ontology annotation, biological process: microtubule-based process. Gene Ontology annotation, molecular function: dynein light intermediate chain binding; dynein intermediate chain binding. The record is from RefSeq and is a predicted model, not a curated record. The transcript has 2 exons.